GCGUCCGGCGUCCCCUCUCGGCCCGCCUCUUUCGCUCCGGAGCGGUCCCGCGCGGCAGCGAGCGGCAUGGCCUGUCACCGGGCUGCGAGUUCUGGCCUGCGCGGCCGCUGAGGAACAACUAUCUCCGGGCCUGAGGGCCUGGGCUCCGAGGAGCAUGGAUCCCCCUCUGGCCGCCUGGGACCUCUCCUCGCCUCUGCUGUCCUUGUGGAUGCACAGGUUUUACCUUUAUUUGGGCUUUGCUUUCGGCAUCAGCCUUUGGAUCUGUGUCCAGAUUCUCAUCAAGAAGCAGGGCAAAAGUUCACAGGAGAGAUCUAUUCCAGAAGCAGCUCAGGAUCUGAUGACAAAUGAUUAUGCCUCCCUUCCAAAGAAGCACAUCUUUGUAUCUGGAGUGAAGAUUUUCUAUGGUUCCCAGACUGGUACAGCAAAGGGAUUUGCGACAAUUCUCGCCAAAGCAGUGACCUCCCUAGAUCUGCCAGUGGCAGUUAUUAAUCUGAAAGAAUAUGAUCCGGAUGAUCAUCUGGUAGAAGAGAUCACUAGUAAGAGCGUCUGUGCCUUCCUGCUUGCAACGUAUACUGACGGCAGACCCACGGAGAGUGCAGAGUGGUUCUGCAAAUGGUUACAAGAGGCGUCCAGUGAUUUUCGAUUUGGCAGAACUUACCUGAAGGGUAUGAGAUACGCUGUGUUUGGCCUGGGGAAUUCUGCCUAUGCAAGCCACUUCAACAAGGUUGGCAAGAAUGUUGAUAAGUGGCUCUGGAUGCUUGGUGCUCGUCGUGUGCUGGCUCGAGGAGACGGGGACUGUGAUGCAGUUAGAAGCAAACAUGGCAGCAUCGAGGCUGACUUCAGAGCCUGGAAAACCAGGUUCAUUUCCCGGUUGCAGGCUCUUCAGAAAGGAGAGACGUCCUGUGGGGGCAACUGCAGGAGAGGCAAGUGCGAAUCCAAGCAGCAUGGCACAGAGGAUAAGGAGCCAGAGCCUCACUCCCUGGCUGCCCAACAGCCCAGGGACACUGAGGAGGAAGAGCCUUGUGAGAGCAGCAGUGAGGAAGAGUUUGGUGCUGGCGAACAUCAGGGCCCGAAUUCUGUUGUUGAUGUUGAGGAUCUUGGAAAAGUGAUGGAUCUUAUGAAGAAAGAAAAGAGAGAAGAGGAGCAGCAGGAAGAGAAAGUUCUGUUCGGGAGCAGAGAGAAGAAGGAAGGCCGUGAAGGGAGAGCCAUGCUCACGCCUGCUCUCCGGGAGGCCCUUACCAAGCAAGGUUAUCAAUUGAUUGGGAGCCAUUCCGGGGUGAAACUUUGCAGGUGGACAAAGUCAAUGCUCCGGGGGAGAGGAGGCUGCUACAAACACACUUUCUAUGGCAUCGAGAGCCACCGCUGCAUGGAGGCCACCCCGAGUCUGGCAUGUGCAAACAAGUGUGUCUUCUGUUGGCGGCACCACACCAACCCUGUGGGCACCGAGUGGCGGUGGAAGAUGGACCAGCCUGAAAUGAUCUUGGAGGGCGCUGUGGAAAACCACCUGGACAUGAUGAAGCAGUUCAGAGGAGUACCAGGUGUCAAAGCAGAGCGGUUUGAAGAAGGAAUGAAGGUUAAGCACUGUGCACUGUCCCUCGUGGGAGAACCGAUAAUGUACCCUGAGAUCAAUAGGUUUUUGCAGCUACUCCACCAGCGCAAAAUCUCCAGUUUCCUCGUCACAAACGCACAGUUCCCCGAAGAAAUCAGAAAGCUCAAGCCGGUCACUCAGCUGUAUGUCAGUGUGGACGCCAGCACCAAAGACAGCCUGAGGAAAAUCGACCGCCCGCUCUUCAAGGACUUCUGGACCAGGUUCCUGGAUAGUUUAAAAGCCUUAGCAGAGAAGCAGCAGCGCACUGUCUACCGGCUGACGCUUGUGAAGUCUUGGAAUGUGGAUGAACUCCAGGCCUAUGCCGAGCUCGUGUCCCUGGGGAGCCCUGACUUUAUUGAAGUGAAGGGUGUCACCUACUGUGGAGAGAGCGCGGCCAGCAGUCUCACCAUGGCCAACGUGCCCUGGCACGAGGAGGUGGUACGCUUCGUCCGUGAGUUGGUGGGUCUGAUCCCCGACUACGAGAUUGCCUGUGAGCACGAGCACUCCAACUGCCUCCUGGUAGCGCACAGACGGUUUAAGAUCGAGGGAGAAUGGUGGACGUGGAUCGACUACGGCCGCUUCCAGGAGCUCGUCCAGGAGUACGAAGAUAGCGGUGGGUCAAAGUCCUUCAGUGCAGAGGACUACAUGGCCAAAACCCCUCCCUGGGCUUUAUUCGGUGCCAGGGAAAGAGGCUUUGAUCCCAAGGACACAAGACAUCAGAGAAAGAACAAAUCCAAGGACGUUUCUGGAUGUUGAGCUUAUCUGAAUUCAGGAUGCGGGAGGACAGAAGCGAGGCAGCCCCCAGGUCCUCGACCCUGCAGAUCUCGUCUCCCCCAUGGCUGUCCUGUGGGGCUGGAGACGGCCACACACUUGGUGCCUUGGAGCAGCUCCCCACUUCUUGCCUGGACUCUGUCCCUCCCCGCUGUAUUUCUGAGAGGAGGUUGUUUGGGGAGGAGGGCAGGGAAGAGCCAUGACUAGGAUUUAACUAGUGUUUUUGAAUCAGUCUUUGCGAGACGUCCGGAGUGUCACUCAUGGGAGCCUUGUGCAGCGUGGACACUGGCCCCACCUUGGGCCCUGGGCUUCUUGUGCGGUGGCCCCUGGUUACGGAGAUUGGCUCCAGCCCUUCUCACAGCCUGCGAAGCCUGCCAGCUGUCAGUUUGCAGAUCUCUAAGUACUGCAUUGAUUACAUCACUAUGCACCACUGGAGCUUUAGGAAGCUCUUCUGGACCGCACUCUGCCAGUCCCCAGUCCCACCGUCACCAUGGGACACGGUACACAGCCACACGGAGCAGACGCGUUCUCUUGCCAGAGGGGUGCCUCCCAAGGGCCCUGGGCCAUCUGCCUCCCCUGCACCCUGGGCUCCUGCUUGGCAAGGCUGCUGCCUGGGCCUCCUCUUGCCACUGGGGUCCCCCCGUACUCUGUGGCCCUCGCUGAGUCACACAGUCUGUUCUUGAAGGCUCAGGCUUUCUCUAAUGGAAAACAACACACUCAAUAUUUUUUUUUUCAAGUUGUCAAAGUUAUUUUAAAAUUCUUUUAUCUAAAAAUAAAUGAAAUGAUCUUUUCUGAAGACUUGGAGCACGAAUACUCUCAUGUGCCCAGUGUAAGGACUUUCUGGUCCUCCAGGUUCUGAGCCCUGCCAGACCCACCUCCUCAGGCAGCAGCUAUUCUGUGAGGCCCUCUGCUCUGGGCUGAAGUUAGAUUCAUAGGUGACGCAACCUUCCUGCCUGCUUAGUUGAAAAACGGUACCGUGUUUAUUUCUAAGUGGCAAGAGUCAAAUACCUCUCCCUUGUGACGUGGGACGGUGAAUAUGGGAGAACCAACUCUCUCUCUCUUGUCUCUCUCUCUCUCGUUCUUCCACUGUCUGCUUCACUUCUGAGACUAGACGUGUGGGGGCUUUCCCCAAUGACCGAUGCGCGGCUGUGACCUGGGGUUGGCUCAGUUCUGACACUGACUACAGGUGGCACACAGCCCCCGGGUUAGGGGCUUGGUCCUGACAGCAGUUGGUUAGUGGGUCACUGAAGCUGCAAGUGGGGGUCCCCUCAGCUCCCCUCCUGGGCCUGGUAAGUUGCUCAACAGGCUCUCAGAAUCCGGGAUGACCAUGUGCAGACUGUGAUUUGCAGGGAAGGUGGAGGUGGGCACCACCCUCUCCUCUCCCACCAAUCUGGAAGCCCCACAGAACCCACAGUUGGUAGUCUUAAGCAGCUCUGUCACUAGGCACCAUGCAUCUCCAGUUCCUUGCCCCUGCUGGAGGGUUGGGAAUGGGCUGAGAGCUCCGAGGACCAGCCUGAGUCUAGGAGCCCAGCCAGGGCACCUGAGAACACCCCAAAGAGUACGAGCUGUCCACGCGGAGCCACCAAAGGCCAGAUGUUAGGACAAAGGGCAUAGAUAGCUAGCACCCCUGCCACCCCAGAGAUAAAAGGGUUCUAGGACCUUUGUGUCAGGAUGCAGGGGGAGAGAGGACAGAUAUGUGUCAUUGUUACAGCUGGGAUGUGAGGUGACCCCCGAAGCCUUGUUACAGCAGGAAUGCCCCAGGGUGAAAUGAAGGGGCUCAUCCUGGGGUGGAUGCCCUGGGGGUGGCAGUGGGCAGGUGGCACCUGAGCUGGAGGGUUGGCUCAUGGGGCUUCCCUGGAAGAUGCGCCCUCCCUGCACACCCUACCCUGACUCCCUGUUCCCCGACCCCACCGUUUGUGAGCAGUCCCUUCCCCCUGUGUCACCUGCCAUCCAUCCAUUCAUCUGUGGACUGAGACCUGAAACCUGAGCCCCAAGUGAACCUUCUCUCAGAUGUUCUUGUGGAUAUUUUGGUCACAGGGAAGCUGAAGCUGCAUAGCAGGGUCACAGGUGAGGGAGACGGGUAUCACAGCACCUGUCCCCCACCCCCAGGCUUCAGCACACAGAGGCAGCCUCACAGGGCAGCGGCCCUGUGCUAGCAAACAGAAGCACCUUCGUGGAGAAGCAUGUGCUAUGGAGCCAGAGCCCAGCUGGGUGUGAGAUGGCUGGCCAGGCAUCCAGGUGCGGGAGGCUGAGGAGGCCCUAUGUUUACCCCAACCAGCAGACCCCUCCCUUAGAGAAAGCAAACCUCUGGGCUCUGCCUCAGUGACAGGUAAGGAAUUGUUCUUUUAUUCCAGAAAACAUUUGAGAACAGAUCAAAGGAUAUUUCUGGCCUUGAGCUUAUCUGACUUUAGAAUGUUGAAGGACAAACUAAAUGGCCCAGAAGGUUCUUCUUUCUAUUUAAAAAAAAAAAAAAAA
This is a messenger RNA of Ictidomys tridecemlineatus (thirteen-lined ground squirrel), 4834 nucleotides long. Its product is annotated as S-adenosyl-L-methionine-dependent tRNA 4-demethylwyosine synthase TYW1. Gene Ontology annotation, biological process: wybutosine biosynthetic process. Gene Ontology annotation, molecular function: catalytic activity; 4 iron, 4 sulfur cluster binding; FMN binding. NCBI's taxonomy places the organism in Eukaryota, Metazoa, Chordata, Mammalia, Rodentia, Sciuridae. The record is from RefSeq and is a predicted model, not a curated record.